AUGGAUUUCAAUAUAGCUGCUGAAGAAAUGAGAAGGCUAGCAAAGGAGCCAACGGAUUCUGAGAAAUUGCUUUUAUAUGGACUAUAUAAGCAAGCAAUUCACGGCAAUAUCCCAUCAACAGAUGAUUAUCCUAGGCCGAUUGGUGAUAACAACGAAUGGGCGGUACUCAAAUACAACGCUUGGUGUGCGAAUGUUGUGGAGAUGAUAAUCACAAAUCAAUCACAGCAAGUUUUAGGAAAGACAAGAGGUGAAUGCGAGAAAGAAUAUGUUGAAUUCGCUGAAGAUAUGAUCAAGAAGUAUGAACGUAAAAUAAUUCGAUCGAAGUGGAACAGUGAAGUUUGGUCAGUGGAUUAUUAA
Molecule: messenger RNA, 357 nt
Organism: Anisakis simplex (herring worm)
Lineage: Eukaryota; Metazoa; Nematoda; Chromadorea; Rhabditida; Anisakidae
Source: the annotation of a GenBank genome assembly